Messenger RNA from Glossina fuscipes, 1303 nucleotides. RefSeq names its product protein gustavus (gene gus). The transcript has 3 exons. Gene Ontology annotation, molecular function: protein binding. The record is from RefSeq and is a predicted model, not a curated record. Lineage: Eukaryota; Metazoa; Arthropoda; Insecta; Diptera; Glossinidae. Gene Ontology annotation, biological process: proteasome-mediated ubiquitin-dependent protein catabolic process; intracellular signal transduction. The coding region runs from base 179 to 1222 and encodes 347 amino acids. Gene Ontology annotation, cellular component: SCF ubiquitin ligase complex.
GGCAACCCUGUGUGGUAACGCCAGUUUAACGAUUGCCAUGGUUUAGCUCUUGAUUGACGAAUCCCAGGUUAUUGUGUUUUUUGUGCUAUUGUAAUUAUUGACCAAUCGACUAUUAAAAUUAUUUUUUGAUUCUAUUUCAUUGGAUUAUAUUGCAAAGUCUCAGUUGAAAUAUUAAUAGAUGGAACUCGGAAAAAAGAGAUAUAAGGGUGGCCGAACACCUGCUGUAAGGUCAAGCGAUAGACGUCGACCUCAAAGCAUUUCAACCUUAUCUCCACGUGUAGUACUGUCGAGAUUAGAGCCUAGAGAUUUUGAACGCUUACGCCUAUCGUAUAAAGUUGCUGUUAUAGAUCAGCGGAGGUCUCGAAGCUGCCGUGGCAUGAACAUGGGUCAAAAAAUAAGUAGUAGCGUUAAGACAGUCAAUAGAAAUGAUUCGCAAACAUCAUUUAAACCAAUAAUACCCAGAGAAUUGGCUGCAGAAUUUGCAAAACCAGCGCGCAUUGAUAUUCUAUUGGAUAUGCCUCCCGCAAGCAAAGAAGUACAACUAAAGCAUUCUUGGAAUCCAGAGGAUAGAUCAUUGAACAUAUUUGUAAAAGAAGAUGAUAAGCUUACAUUUCAUAGGCAUCCGGUAGCACAAAGUACUGAUUGCAUUCGCGGAAAGGUGGGCAUGACGAAAGGAUUACACGUUUGGGAAAUAUAUUGGCCAACCAGGCAGAGAGGUACACAUGCCGUUGUAGGUGUGGCAACUUCAGAAGCACUGCUGCAUUCAGUUGGCUAUCAAAGUUUGGUAGGUUCUUCCGAGCACAGCUGGGGUUGGGAUUUAGGUAGAAAUAAAUUAUAUCAUGACUCCAAAAACUGCGCUGGCGUCACUUAUCCAGCUAUUUUAAAAAAUGACGAGGCUUUCUUGGUCCCUGAUAAAUUUUUGGUUGCAUUAGACAUGGACGAGGGGACCUUAAGUUUUAUUGUUGAUCAACAAUAUCUUGGUGUUGCGUUUAAAGGAUUGAAAGGUAAAAAACUUUAUCCAGUUGUAUCAGCAGUUUGGGGGCAUUGUGAAAUUACAAUGCGCUAUAUAGGCGGUUUGGAUCCCGAACCUCUUCCCUUAAUGGACUUAUGCAGAAGAACGAUUCGUCAAACAAUAGGUCGAGUUCAUCUCGAAGAGCGUGUUCAAGAGUUACACCUACCGCAAUCCAUGAAAUCAUACUUAUUAUACAAAAAUCGUAGAUAAUAGUUUUAAUCGAUUUAUUUUAUUAUGGAAAACUUGAAUUUUAAUUUAAGUUAAUUAACUAAUUUUUAUAAAAUAUUAUUA